This is a messenger RNA of Nematolebias whitei (Rio pearlfish), 720 nucleotides long. It is a transcript of the gene tmem150b, whose product is annotated as transmembrane protein 150B. The record is from RefSeq and is a predicted model, not a curated record. The coding region runs from base 1 to 720 and encodes 239 amino acids. The transcript has 7 exons. Lineage: Eukaryota; Metazoa; Chordata; Actinopteri; Cyprinodontiformes; Rivulidae.
AUGUGGGUGUUUGUGUUACUUCCCAUUCUCACGGCUCUCUUUGGAAUAGGCGGCUUCUGGGCAGUGUUUGCCGUCUCUGUGGUAAACGGAUCGGUCAACCUAACCAAAGGAAUGCCGUACAUCAGCGACAGCGCAGGUUACCCACCUCAGAGCUGCAUCUUCGCCCAGACCUUCGUCGUCAUUGCGCUGAUCAGAUUUAAGCAAGCCGCAGACUUCGGCUACAAAGGAAAGGCCAAUGUUGUUGGUUUUUGGCUGGCUUUCGUUUCUUGUCUUGGACUGUCUAUAACUGGGAACUUCCAGGGACCUGUCAUUUUUGAACUUCACUUCUUCGGAGCUUUUGUGGCGUUUAUCUUGGGCCUGCCCUACUUCUGGAUCCAGCUGUAUUUAACUUACCGAGUCGAGCCCUCUGUAGACCGGGCCUGGUUGGGACCUUUGAGGGGUAUCCUCUGUGUCCUCUCUUCCCUCUCGUUGCUUGGCAGUAUCCUUUCAUUCUGUGUUUCUAAGGCCCCUCUAGCACCCCCUGUGUGUAUUUGCAACAUUGAGUAUGAAUCUGAAGGAGCUAUCUGCGAGUGGAUCGCUGUCAACACAUUAUUCGGCAUGUUUGGCCUCUUUGCAGCUGAAUUCAGACACAUCGACUCCUGCAAACUCACUGUACAGAAGACGGCUUUGAAGACUGACGGCUGCCCUUCAUCAGUGGAAAUUAACAGUCAUGCUGUUUAG